UUUCAGUCGUAGCUUAAUAUUCGAGUCGAGCGUGUGCACCUUACGCAGUUAAAUAGCUUUGUCGUUUCAGGUAGCAACCUGUUGCGUUUUUUUUGUUUGUUUUGUUUUGUUUUGUUUUUUAAUAGUUGUAGCAGUUGUGGAAAGUGCAUUAACGAUAACAACGAUAAAACCGAGUUGAAACAUUAACUCACCUGCUGCAGCAGCCACACAGUUGAGCGUGUGAGUUGUGCGAGUGUCAAACAAAUUAGAAAUCUUUUGUUUAUUCAAUAAAUACGGCAAAAAAAGAGAAGAGAAACAAACAAAACGAGAAAAAGAAAUAAAGCAGCUGGCCGCUUGCCAAUCACAACAACUAAUUAACUGGUGUGUGUGAGUGAGAGAGAGAGAGAGAGAGAGAGAGAAAGAGGGAGGAGAAAAAGCAAAAAGCGCGCAACUUGCUCUCUGAGUUCUCGAUAUGGAUGCAGCUGGCAAUAGCAGCAACGCUGCAGCUGGUGGCGCCACCGAAGAUGAAACUAAAACGUUGCUGCACCAACAAAAUGCCAGCAUGGAAAAUGACUACGAUAACGACGACGACGUCGACGUCGACGAGCCGCAGGCAUUGCCAUUUUGCUUUGUUCGGGGCUCUGACCCACGAGCGGCUACCUGUCGCGGCAAGUUACAAAGUCGCCGCUGCAAACUGAAUCAGGAAAUCAACAAGGAGCUGCGCCUACGCGCUGGUGCCGAAAAUUUAUACAAGGCCACUACCAACCGGAAGCUGCGAGACACUGUUGCUUUGGAGCUGAGCUUUGUCAAUUCAAACUUGCAGUUGCUCAAGGAGCAGCUGGCCGAGCUGAACUCAUCUGUGGAGAUCUAUCAAAGCGAGAGUCAUGAAGGCAUUAUGCCCAUGAUACCAUUGGGUCUAAAGGAGACGAAGGAAAUCAAUUUUAUGGAACCGUUUUCGGACUUUAUAUUGGAACACUACAGCGAAGAGCCUUCGAUAUAUAUGGAUGCCAUCGCUGAUAUGACAGAUACCAGACAGGCUUCAAAGACGCCAUCACGUGAUGGUCUGGGUGUUGCGCUGCUUUUCCGUUACUACAAUCUAUUGUAUUAUGUGGAACGACGCUUCUUUCCGCCCGAUCGCAAUCUGGGCGUUUACUUCGAAUGGUACGAUUCGCUGACCGGUGUGCCCUCCUGCCAGCGCACCAUUGCCUUUGAGAAGGCCUGCACACUGUUCAAUCUGGGCGCCAUUUACACACAAAUCGGUGCACGUCACGACAGGCGCACAGAACGCGGCCUCGACGCAGCCGUUGACAGUUUUCUGCGUGCUGCCGGCAUUUUCCGACACAUCUACGACACGUUCACCAAUGCACCAUCCAUGGACUUAAAGCCGCAGGUGCUCGAUGUUCUUGUCUCACUCAUGCUAUCCCAGGCACGCGAAUGCCUGUUCGAGAAGCUACAGCUGCAGAUUGAGGCCUUGGGCCUAACUGAGUCCAGUCAUCUAUUUCGCGAUUUGGCUGGUGAGGCGGCACAGCUGUCGCUGGAGUACAAUGAAAUGCAUAAGAAUAUCCAAGUGAAUGACACCCACACCUAUCUGCCCGAGUGCUGGGCGGGUCUGGUGCCGCUCAAGGCCGAAUUGUACAAAGCUCUGGCACAUCAUUACGAGGCGCGGAGCAUUGAUACCACUGUGGGCGAUGGCGACAAUGUCUCGUUGGGCACCAAAAAGAGUCAAGCGGCAUCGUCGAACGAAUCAUUCAUUGGAAAUGCGCGGGAGGCACUGCGUGCCACCGAGGCCAACAGCGAAUGCGAGGAGGAGACCGUCAGCGUUGCCGCCAUCAAGCGCACCCACUUGAAAGAAGCUCUGGCUAGUCACGAGGAGGCGCAGCGCUUGCAGCGCAUGUGUCGCUACCUGAAGAACAAAACAUCACUGACGCAGGUCAUCAAGGAGGCAUACUACAAGACCCAGGACGAGUAUGAACGCUUCUGCCUUCAGGCUCCGGCUAAGAACAUAGAGGAGUGCUACGAUCUAACUGAGCGAGUUGUGGAAGCAUCGUCGAAGUUCACGCUGACAUUGACGGGUCCGGACUUUACUUCGUACAAAGUGGAAGAUCCAUUUAAGCGACUGGGUCCCAUUGCAAUAUUCUCCGCACGUCGCCACUGGACAGCACCGCGCUGUGUUCGUCUCCAGAAGGGCUCGGCCAUAUACCAUGAUGCAAGCAGCUACCAUUGCCACUGCCCCCGGGGCGAUGAGAGUCACGAGGCCGGCUGCAGUCUGUACAAGGAGGAGCUAGAGAAUUUUGGAUUUCAUGUGCGUGGCGAUGCGCCAGUUAUAAUAGCGCAUGUCGAAAUCAAUUCACUGGCCGACUUGGGCGGCAUAAAGGAGGGCGACUUUAUUGUGGAAAUAGCGGGCAUGGAUGUCAAAUGGUAUUCGCACCAGCAGGUGGUACGACUCAUACAAUCAUGUGGAGCUGCGCUGGAGCUUAAGGUCAUUACGCCCAUGGAUCGCAACUAUCUAAAGCCACUCUCGUCAAAAGGCUCCAUAUCAACGUUAUCGGCUGCCAGCUCAUCGGGCGUUUCGUCCGGCUCCUCCAGCCCCACCAGCACCACCACAAAGCCUAAGCUGCGGCUCAAGAACUCCGCCAAGACGCGCUUUGUUGGCAGCGUAUCGUCCAGUUCGUGGAAUCCCUUUCGACGCACGCCGAGUCUAGCGAAGAUAUUUUGAGUGCUGUCUUACAAUUAGCACUAGGGAUUUCUAAGUUUAAGUUAUGCUUUAAUUUCCGCAGCAGUGGCCAUUAUUUUGCUUGAAUGCAAACUGGAUUUUUUUCACACACACA
Messenger RNA from Drosophila hydei, 2807 nucleotides. It is a transcript of the gene Rhp, whose product is annotated as rhophilin-2. The transcript has 12 exons. Gene Ontology annotation, molecular function: protein binding. Lineage: Eukaryota; Metazoa; Arthropoda; Insecta; Diptera; Drosophilidae. The coding region runs from base 452 to 2695 and encodes 747 amino acids. The record is from RefSeq and is a predicted model, not a curated record. Gene Ontology annotation, biological process: negative regulation of stress fiber assembly; signal transduction.